Ectocarpus siliculosus is the source of this 2169-nucleotide messenger RNA. The record is from the annotation of a GenBank genome assembly. NCBI's taxonomy places the organism in Eukaryota, Phaeophyceae, Ectocarpales, Ectocarpaceae.
AUGCUGCUGCGAGGGAGGAAAGAGUCAGGCGGCGGCGGCGGCAGCGGCGGUAGCCGUAGUAAGCACCUGGGAAUGCCCGCCCUCGCGAUGGCGGCGCCGGCAGCGGCGCCGGCUGCGGGAGGUUACGCCGGGGGGUUGGGGUUCGAGGGGGGUAUCGGGUACGCCCCUUUCGUUGAUGUCUCCGAGAGCGUGGAGCCGGAGGCGAGGCUAGGGGGGGCGGAGGGUGCCCCUAGAACAGGGCUGCAGCUGGUGUUUCUGAGCUCUUGCCACUCGCAGAGCGUUGCCAAGUGCUUCAUCGAAGCGGGAGUGCGGCAUGUCAUCGCCGUGAAAAAGGAUUCAAAAGUUUUGGACCACAAGGCGGCGGAGUUUGCCAAGUCGUUCUACGCCUCUCUGCUACGCGGAGACACGGUUCGGCGGGCGUUUUUGCUGGGGAGCGCCUGCCUGGAAGGGUCCGACCAGCCUGAGGAAGGGCACAAGUUCCUCCUCCUCCCCCCGGAGGGUGAUCACGACAUUCCUGUGUUCGAGGAGGUCCCUGACGGGCAGUUCGUCGAUGCCACGCCGCUCAAGCCACCGUACCGCUGCGACGCCGUCACCCAGUACUUCUGGGGCCGAGCAGUGGACGUCCAGAAGGUGGUGAAGCACAUGGUAAGUGGGGUCCCAUGCGUGACAAUCACCGGCCAAAAGGGCAUCGGAAAGACCCAGGUGCUGCUGAAGGCGUGCGCGUACACACGGGAGCGGAACGUGUUCGGCGAGAUAUUUUUCUGCCGUUUGGACAGGGCGGUCGGCGGCAACGAUGCCUGCAACUGGCUCGAGCAAGGAUUCCAGCUCCCGGCCGGCUCGCUCGUGGCGCACAACAUGGACGGGGUCGUGGCCAAGAUCUCCCAGCACGUCAGGGACCAGCUGCAGGCGCUCAGGGAGCAGGGCUCCCACCCCUCCAGGCGCGCUCUCCUCGUUCUCGACGGGUGCAGCCAGCCCGUGGUUAUGGUCGGCGAGGAACGCUUCUUCCUGAGCCGCUUGCUCUCGCGGCUAGUAGACGUGCUGAGGACGGAGGGGGUGACCCUUACGACCGCAGUGACGAUGCGGGCUAAGGGCCCCAUGGCGCCCGGCCGCAUCGGAAUCCACGGAGAGAAGACGGUCGUGGUGGAGCCGCUGGACGCUAGGAGCACGGCAGAGUUGUUCGUGAUGUGCUGCUCGCGCAACCUCUCGGUCUGUGAGAUGGGCCCCAGCAAGCCCGAGCCCUUUACGGGGACGGAAGGGAAGGCAGACUCGUACGAAAGCUUCGCCAAGAGCGACAUCGUGCUCGCGCUGCGGGGACACCCGGGGUGCGUGCAGGACCUGUGCCGCUGCCCCCGCGUGCACGAGGAGAAGGGGCUCAUCGUGCACAGAGAGAAGCUCCUCAGAGAGGACAUACCAAAGGGGAGGAGCCUAGCGGUAUUUUACGGGUCGUCGUCGGGAGGCGGUGCGGAAGGCGGGGGGGCGGGGGGGGGCGGGGUGCGGUGGGGCCGGCUCUGCGAGGCCAUCGGCAGGUACUUCGAGAGACGAGUCCUCGGGGCUAGGAUCCGCCCCCUCGAAGCUAGCGACUUCGAUCUCUUCGCGUCGGACGAGGCCCUGUGGCGGCAGUCUGAUGGGCCCCCUCCCGCGGAGACGGCGCUGCAGCACGGCGGGGACGUGGCCGGGGUGCCGAUCUCCCGCAAGAAGCUGGAGCCCUUCUGGCGGUGGUUCUGGCAGGCGGUCACCACGCUGAGGCGGACACCGGCGUGGUCGACGGGCCUCCACGGCCCCGCGCUGGGCUUCGCCGGGUUCAUGAAGAAGGACACGGCGCUGACCCUGCUCUCGAGCGCGGAACCCGGAACGUUCCUGGUACGGUUCUCCACCAGCAAGCCGGGGGCCCUCGCCGUGCACUACGUCCGAAAACGCAGAGGAACGGUGGUUAGCGGGAUCGUGAACGUGAGCAGCGCCGGGGCUCUGUCGGUCGAGAAGCGAGCCGGGGAGCGGACGUUCCACGACCUGGACGACCUAGUCCUGUCCACGGAGCAGCUCAAGUUCUUGCACCCCGGGGUGCGGAAGCAGGAGGUGUUUGCAAGGCCGAGGCGGAGAGAAAGCUGGUCGGCCGACAUCCGCGCGGAAGUGGAGGGGAUCUCGCGGCGACAGUCAAUGCCUCCGAUGUGA